CCAAUUCCGUCCCGUCCUGUCCCAAAUAAGACGGAUUCAACAAUGGCGCCCAAUCCGUCAUGGAUCGUUGUUAAAUGUCAAUCGGGAAAAGAAAUUUUAAAAUAGUGGCAGAUCGGAAGUAUUUUUUUUAUAAAAAUGGCUGCGAAAGAGCCUGCUACUAUCGAUGAUGGGAUUCCCGAGCCAGGUAUUGAACCUGGUGCUUCUGCGGAAACGAUGCUCGUCACUACCGACAGUUUUGAGGAGUAUGAGCAGGAGAUGAGCAAUAGUAUUGACGAUAGACAAAUGAAAGAAAGCACAACGAGCACUAUCUCAGAGAUACAAGAAGAUGUGCAAGACAUUCCAACUACGCCCACUACGUCCAGUUCACGGGAACUUCAAAAAACAAAUUCGCUUGAUGAUUCCGAAUUAGAUGAUGUUACACAACGAUUAGGUCAAAGUAGCCUUGAUUCAGACCCUUUACGUUGUAAAACAUGGUUAGCACAAAAAAAACAUGUAUUUAUUUUAAGCCAAGCAGGGAAACCCAUAUACUCUAGAUAUAGUUCAGAAGAUAAACUAGUCACAGUUAUGGGUGUCAUGCAGGCUCUAGUUUCAUUUGUCCAAGCAGGCAGUGACAUGAUUAGAUCUGUUCAUGCAGGAGAUACUAACUUUGUAUUUGUUGUUAAAGGUCCAUUAAUUUUAGUUGCAGUCUCAAAAACGCUUGAAAGCGUACCUCAACUUACAUUACAAUUAACAUAUGUAUAUAAUCAAAUAAUCUCUGUGUUAACCCAGUCACAGUUAACUAGAGUAUAUGAUCAACGUAGAAAUUUUGACUUAAGAAGAUUGUUAACUGGUAGUGAAAGACUGAUAGAUCACUUAUUAAAUUUUAUGGACAGAGAACCAGCAUUUUUUCUAGGAGCUAUUAAAUGUUUACCUUUACUCCCCUCAAUGAGAAGUUCUAUCACGCAAACUAUCAUUCAAACAUGCGGUAAAAUAAAGAAUUUAGUAUUUGCAAUACUACUAGCUAAUAAUCAAUUGGUAACAUUAGUCAGAAUGAACAAAUUUUUUUUACAUCCUGUGGAUUUACAUAUAAUACAAAAUUUGGUCGACAGUUCAGAGUCACUUAAGACUGCUGAGAGCUGGACACCGAUAUGUCUACCAAAGUUUGAUGCCAAUGGGUAUAUGCAUGGACAUGUAUCAUAUUUGGCUGAAGAUUGUCAGGCAUGCUUAUUGUUGCUCACAGUUGAUAGAGAUGUGUUCUUUGUUCUUUCUGAAGCAAAACAAAAAAUUGUAGAAAAAUUAAGGCGAACGAAUUGUUUAGAAGCAAUUAAUGAGUCCAUGAAUAAACUACCGAUUAAAACUGCUGACAUUGGAUUGCCAGAAAUGCGGCAUGUUUUAUAUAAGUGUAGAAGCACGGCACAAUUUUGGAGUCCUGGAUUUCAACCUCCGUAUACAACAGACGAAGAAAUAGAACGAUUAUUGGGGCUUUAUCAAUGUUUACACCACAGGCUACACAGUCCCAAUCGACCAUUGAAGCUUAUAUUUCAGCAAUUAGAUAAAGAAACCAUGUUAGCAUGGGUAACACUAGGUUUUGAAUUAUAUGUUACGUUUGAACCACUUGUAACAAAACCUGAUGCAAUUGAGGCAGUGAGUAAAUUGUUAAAGUGGAUAAAAAAAGAGGAAGAAAGAUUAUUUAUUUUAAAUUCACCCACAUUUUAAAAGUCGAUAUAAUCAGUUUUAAAAAGACACAAAAGUGUUUAUCUGAUGGAUAUAAUUUGAAUUGACAUGAGAUGCAUCGUUUGGUAAUUGUUUACAUUGAUUUGAUGAACUAUAAAUCGUUAAGGAAAAAUUACUGCAUUCAAGAUAGAUGCAUUCGCGUGUUUUUCAUGCAUUGAUAGUACUUUGCUCACUGUUUUUUAAUUAUAAAAGGUACUGUAAAGGUACAUAUGUAUGUAUAUAUUUAAAGACAUUACGCAUGUAGAGUACAUUUAUAGACAGGCUAUGACAUUCUCAACUUAUUUUAUUACAUGGUGCUUGAGAAAACUUGUCAUUGUGUUGUUAAAAAUAGAUUACUUACAAUACAGUAUCUUUUUAUAUCAUUUAACAAGCAAAUCGUAACUUUACAAAUCGUGGAACAGUUCUUUGUUAACAAUCACAGUGAUAAAUUUUCUCUGAAAUUUUGUAAAUAAGAAUAAAAGCAACAGCCAUCGUUUCAUGACCUUAUUAAGUCAAAAGUAAUGAUUCCAGGUAGAACGAAUAGUAUAACGUUAAAAAGGAACAAAUACGUUCACUUACAACAUGUAAUGUACGGGUAUUAUAAGCUACUGUGUAGCGUUUAUAUCGAUAAAUGCUAUAAUUUUAAUACAAAACUAUUCCUUGUAUAUGUUACACACUGCUGUUAAUCGCGAUCGAAGUGCGGUAUAUACGAUAAAAAGAAUUCAAGAGCUGUAUCA
Molecule: messenger RNA, 2429 nt
Organism: Bombus pyrosoma
Lineage: Eukaryota; Metazoa; Arthropoda; Insecta; Hymenoptera; Apidae
Gene: Mon1
Product: vacuolar fusion protein MON1 homolog A
Exons: 7
Coding region: 136-1695 (519 amino acids)
Biological process (GO): protein targeting to vacuole; endosome to lysosome transport via multivesicular body sorting pathway
Source: RefSeq, a predicted model, not a curated record